ACAAUAUGAAGAACAUAAAGACAUUUUUUGUGAAAUGCAUUUUGUGCUUCAGCAAAUUACACAGGAAGCAUUUGUCAACAGAGAAGCUAUGUGAGUAAUUCACAGCUUGCUAUGGGAAAUUCAGGUUGUUCUUUGCUUUUCAGAUUUUGCCAAUGCGGCAAUGAAUCACACUACAACUUUAUUUGUCAAUCAUGGACAGUCGGCAAGAAUCAACUGCAACUACAGCCGAACAGAUGAGACUGAAUUGAUGGCAGUGAAUAUUCAGACAUUAAAUCAUACUCUCUGUUCACUACGCUUUAAUGGGAGUUCAUGGAAACAACAGAACUGCAGAGAUCACGUCAAGUUUAACUGGACUCCAGAGACUAAGGAAAUCUCAUUUGAGCUCUUAAAUCUUCAGGAUAAAAACACAUACACCUGUACUGUGAUGAGGACUAUACCACCACCACACAUGGAUCUGGGAAUAACACAAGUCCAAGUUAUUGUGCGUCCCGUCUUGUCUCUGUCUUGUGAGAAGAUGCCUGACGGAUCUACCAUGAUUCUGUGCUCUGCUGGAUUUAACAAUGAUUCACUUGAACUGCUGUGGAUCAGAGAUGGAGAAUUCUUCAACAGCUCGUACUCAAAUAAAUCAUUCAGUCAUAAAUCAUACCUUAUACUGCCACCACAAAUCAACAACACAGUCUACUUCUGCUGGGUAAACCACUCAUCCUUAAACAAACCGCUCAUCGCCAAUUUACCAAUCUCUGCCUGCUAUGAAAAAGAGGGGGUAGCUCUGGCUGUGACUGUGGUGCCUGUGGUCUUGUUGACUGUCUUUUUGAUCAGUGCAUUGAUCAUAUGUAAAUCUUACAGAAGAGCACGUAAGUCGUCUGUGUCUCCAAUAGCAGUGAGUGUCACAUCUGAACCUGUGCUUCAUGAUCACCUACAGACUGAGAUGUUGUAUUCAACACUGGGUAACCAUCAUCCAAUGCCAUGCAGCCCUAUCGGAGUCCACCCUUCUCGACAAUAAAUGUUAAAGGGAUGCAUUUUGCAAUGAUAGAACUGUAGCUUUUUCACCACCCUAAUAGUUUUGGACUUCAGAUUUGACUUUCAGAGGACACUGGUCCCUGUUUAUAAAGCAGAUUUAGCAGAUCUUUCAAUGUGUGAGAGAGCAACUAAUGGUUUUUAAACAAUUCUUUGAAUAACACAUUUAGCUGAUUUCUGUGAGAAACCCUGAAUCAUACUACAACCAAAAAAGAGAAUCCUUGAAUCAUUUACUUGCGUCAUUAAUUACCAAAAUGAAAAGCUAUAAGACAAAGGGGUCAUUGAAUUAUCCACUAAAUUUAUCUGUUAUAAAUACAAUUUCCAUACAGAAUUAAACAAGUUACUUUUUGUUCGAUCAAAUAUUUUAUAAAACAGGGCAUCACGAUGAAGCAGUGGGUAGCAUGAUUGUCACACAGCAAUAAACUCGCUGAUUCGAGCCCCGGCUGGGCUAGUAGGCAUUUCUAUGUGGAGUUUGCAUGUUGUCCUUGUGUUCGCGUGGGUUUCCUCUGAGUGCUCCGGUUUCUCCCACAGCCCAUGGCGUAUGCUAUAGAUGAACUGAAUAGGCUUAAUUGUCCGUAGUGUAUGUGUGUGAAAGAGUGUGUAUGGGUGUUUCCCAGUGUUGGGUUAUGGCUGG
Molecule: messenger RNA, 1651 nt
Organism: Danio rerio (zebrafish)
Lineage: Eukaryota; Metazoa; Chordata; Actinopteri; Cypriniformes; Danionidae
Source: RefSeq, a predicted model, not a curated record